This is a messenger RNA of Thermothelomyces thermophilus ATCC 42464, 1571 nucleotides long. RefSeq lists its product as uncharacterized. The record is from RefSeq and is a predicted model, not a curated record. The transcript has a single exon. Gene Ontology annotation, molecular function: oxidoreductase activity. The coding region runs from base 266 to 1528 and encodes 420 amino acids. NCBI's taxonomy places the organism in Eukaryota, Fungi, Ascomycota, Sordariomycetes, Sordariales, Chaetomiaceae.
GCUAGGUAUCCACAUUCCUAACUUCAGCAAAAGCGCAACAGAAGACACAGGAGAUCUCCAAUCCUAACUUCAACACGCAACCUCGUUAAGUCGACGUCAACUCACGACCGCCUGCCAGACAAGAAUGUCCUCGCCGUGAUCACACCGUGUCCUCCUCCUCCCGACAAGCAGCCGCGGGCAACAAAAGAAAGAAAAGGCAAAAGAAGAGACAAAGGAAAGAAGAGAGAGAAAAAAAAAAAAAAAGGAAAAAAAGGAAAGGACGGAGAUGCCGAUUCCUUUCCUCGCCUCCCUAUACUUCAAUGGCUACCCGCCCUGGAUGCCGGAGCCGUACCGGCUGCUCAAGUACGCGACGGCCUUCUCGGCGGUGACGCUGACGAAAUGGUACAGCUCGGGGCGGCACAACCCGGCGGAGCGCAACAUGCACGGGCGGGUGGUGCUGAUCACGGGCGGGACGUCGGGCAUCGGCGCGGUGGCGGCGUACGAGCUGGCGCGGCGCGGGGCCCAGGUGGUGCUGCUGACGCGCACGCCGCCGAGCGACUCGUACGUGGUCGAGUACGUCGAGGACCUGCGGGCGCGCACCGGCAACCACAUGGUGUACGCCGAGCAGGUCGACCUGGCCGACCUGCACAGCGUGCGCCGGUUCGCCACGCGCUGGAUCGACAACGCGCCGCCCCGCCGGCUCGACAUGAUCGUGCUGUGCGCCGCCACCAUGGUGCCGCCCGGCGGCCGGCGCGUCGAGACGGCCGAGGGCGUCGAGGUGACGUGGAUGGUCAACUUCCUGGCCAACUUCCACCUGCUCGGCAUCCUCAGCCCGGCCAUCCGCGCCCAGCCCUUCGACCGCGACGUGCGCAUCGUGGUGGCCACCUGCUCGAGCUACAUCUCGUCGCCCAGGCUGGACGACCCGCUCAAGGGCGCCGACUGGACCCCGCAGAAGGCGUACGCGCAGAGCAAGCUCGCCCUGAUGGUGUUUGCCAAGGCCUACCAGAAGCACCUGGACGCCUACAAGCGGCCGGACGAGCUGCCCAUGAACGCGAAGGUCGUCCUCGUCGACCCGGGGUACGCCCGCACGCCGGGCACCAGGAGGUGGCUGACGAGAGGCUCGCUCUGGGGGCUGCUGGUCUACCUGAUCUUCUACUUCUUUUCCUGGCUGUUGCUCAAGAGCCCUUACAUGGCCUCCCAGUCGCUUCUCUACGCCAUGAUGGACGGCAGCGUGGUGAGGCGGCCCGGCGGCCGGCUGAUCAAGGAGUGCAUGGAUGUGGACUGUGCCCGCAAGGACGUGGACGAUGAGGAGGUGGCCAAGAAGCUCUGGGAGUCGAGCGACCAGCUCAUCGAGCGGGUGGAGAAGCAGCAGGCCCUCAAGAGGGCCAAGGAGAAGAGGGAAGAGAAGAGGAGGGAGGAGGAAGCCAAGCGGGCGGCUCAGGUCGAGGAGAUCGACUCGCUGAUCGGGGCCAUCAAGAAGGGCAAGGCCAAGGAGAACCAGAAGAAGGGUGCAAAGAAGGGAAAGGCUGCAGGAAAUAAUGCCAAGUGACUGGCCAUUGGAGCCUGGCGGGUUUGAUCUUGUUUGUUCUUUU